This is a messenger RNA of Raphanus sativus (radish), 2165 nucleotides long. RefSeq lists its product as uncharacterized. The transcript is spliced from 9 exons. Gene Ontology annotation, biological process: transcription by RNA polymerase I. The record is from RefSeq and is a predicted model, not a curated record. NCBI's taxonomy places the organism in Eukaryota, Viridiplantae, Streptophyta, Magnoliopsida, Brassicales, Brassicaceae. The coding region runs from base 138 to 2048 and encodes 636 amino acids. Gene Ontology annotation, cellular component: RNA polymerase I transcription regulator complex.
UCGCGGGAAUCGCUUGUCGCCGGAGAGUUUCCUAUCGCCGGAACCACCACCGUCGUUUGAAUCUCGAUUCGGCGGGGACAAACCCUAAUUCCCCCCCCCCCUUGUUCUUGAACUGAAUCGAAGAUUCCAAUAAGGCAAUGGUGAAAGUGAAAACCGAAGUGAAGAGUGAGAUUCUCGAUGACAUCACAAUCAAAGACAGUAAGCACCGCCGCGUCGUUAGCUCCGCCGAUGCCGUGGAUAGGAAGUUCAAGAGAACCGUCCUCUGCGUGGCGAAACCGUCUUACCUUCUGAGUCUUAUUGAGCGAAGCAGUACCCGGAGCAGUUACCUCAAACGGUUGCCGAAGAUCCUCAGCGAGAUGCUUCGCCAGAGAAACUGGAGAGAAGCAAGCGGUGUGCUUAGCGUUCUGAUGCAAGGGACUAUGAGAGAUGCGUCUCCUUCCAUGAACCGGCUCAAAUACGAGGCUCAAAUACAGAUUCUUAGUCACUUGCAACCAGACAAGAACAAUGUUGAGGAGAUUACAAGAAUAUAUGAUACUUGGAUAGGGAAGAUUGGUAAACAGCACAAAGAGGAGAGGCUCCUGGUUUGGUUCGAACAAAUAUGUCAUUUACUCGAGCAUGGGAUGGAAAAGGAGGCCGAGUAUGCUGCAAUAGGCAUGAUGAGGAGCCGUGAUUUGGGAAACCUUCCGCGGACCAAUCUAUAUAUAGGAAUCACAUGCUACAGAUUGUGGUGUCGUAAAUACUCAAAGGAGCUGCAGCCUGAAGAUGUAGACUGCAGUGACAGCAUAUCUAACAUGUCGGAGUCAGGAUCUGGUGUUAUGGCCGAGUGUUCACCCAGGAACGAGUCUGUUUACUCCGUGGAGUCUUCGGCCUCUGAUAGAAACGAGUCAGAGGCAUCUGUCGGCAAUAAUGAAGUGAAUUCUGAUGCCUCCACGCGUGACUCAGGGUCGGUUGUGGAGGUGAAGGUAAAACUGGAGAAUGUGAAACUGGAGGAGAUUCCUCAGCAAUUUACCGAACCACCACGAAUCUAUGCCUCGUCUGAAGAAAACGAAGAGAAUUUGAGAACUGAAGUUGCAUUUGAUCCCGCUCUUAUUCAAAUUCUUGGGGAUAUGGAUCCAUGGUUGCUUCCUUUGAAACCGCCAGAAGAUCCUGAUUGCCAUGGAAAGAUUGUCAAUGAUUCUUAUUAUAAGGACGCAGUGGAAUAUCUGCGGCUUACUAUGCAGUCUCCUCGUUAUGUAUCUAUAGCUGCACUACAUCCGCUUGUACAGCUUCUCUUAAUUGGAGGCCGUGUAGAUGAAGCGAUGAAAGUGGUUGAGGAGAUUUGCAACAAAGUACAUGACAUCAAACCUGUCAGGAUUAAGGCCGCUAUGAAGGAGAAGUUUCAUAAUAACAGCGACGAGCUUGCAAAAUGCUAUGAAGAUAUCUUAAAGAUUGACCUUAGUUGUGUAACCACCCUGAAGAAGCUUAUUGAAAUGUCAAAAGAAGAUGGGUAUAGUAGAGAGUCGCUAAUCGAAAUGAUAGCAUUGCAUGUAGAAGCUUCUUUCCCCGAGCCAGAAAUCUGGAGAGAGUUUGCAGAGUUGUUGAUUCUCUUCUUUGAGAAUGUUGAUGAAGACAGAAUGUCUGUCUGUUUCAACGGAGAUGGAGAAGAAGGGUGUCAACAAACAUACUCUGUUCGAUACAACCCGACACCUAGAAUGUUCACCGGUACGACAUGGACACUUCGAGCUAAGUGGUGGCUUAACCGACAUUUCUCCCGGGAGAUACUGGAUACAGAAAUGAAAAAGCUCGAGGCAGGACAGAUAAACGGAGAUAUGGAGAUGUUGAGAUUGGUGAGUUUCAAAGCGGCGUGUGCAAGUCGUCUCUACGGACCAGAGUUUGGCUAUGUUACAAAAGUGUAUGGUCUGCUGGAGAAUUGUAGAAACAACAUUCGUAUGUUAGAGAAUGAUAGUAACAACAUAGGUAUGUUGGAGAAUGGUAAGAAUAGUUUAGAAUUAUUCAACUUUGUGCGAAGACACAGACAGAACUGGAACAAGAUAUACAACUUAGAAUAGUUUACACACGGUACAUUCUUGGUUUACUAAAUAUUGACUGUAUUUUCUUUUGUAAGAUUCACUUUGAUGUAAGGGAUACGGACCUACUAAAAUGUAUGCACAGAUUUUGAUUUUGAA